AUGUCGGAGACCCUCAUCCUUACGUUCCAGUCCCAGCUCUCUGGUGUCAUGGAAACCAUUCUUAAAUCAGCCAUGUAUGAGAUCACGAGGCUGGUGGAAACUAGUUUUCUGGAGGAAGUUGGACGAGGAAAAAAAGAAAUCGAGAUCUUGAGGCGGCAGCUGCAGUUGUCCGAGAGCAAAUUUAGGGAGAGGGAGAGGGAGAGAGAGAAAGAGCGAGAGCGAGAGCGAGAGAGAGAAAGAGAGAAAGGAAAGGUGGUGAGGUGUGCGGAUUGUGGAAGUACCAGAGUCCCAAACGAGAGGACAGAGCAUCAGGAGCGGGCAUCAGGAACACCAGCUGAAAUUGAGACGUUUCUUGUUCCAAAGCUGGAGGAGACGCCUGAUGGAGGAUGGAGGACUUGUGAAAGAGAAACCAUAACAACAGCGCAUGAGUCACCCACAUCUAGUCCUGACAGGGAACUGAAGCCUGCAGAGAUGGAGAUUCCCAAAGGGUUGGUGAAGGAGGAAAUUGUGGAGAGUGAAGACGCAGAGGACGCCUAUCCUACCGAGCAAGGGGAGUCGCUCAACCACGGUGUGGGAGAGUGUUCUGAGUAUUACCCUGGAGAACCAGAGCACCAGCAGAGGCUGAAGGUCCUGACUGAGGGACCUGGUGGAGUGGAUGAGAUCAUACAGAGGACCCCACCGAGAAGACAGACACCAGUGGAUUCCAAAUCAGACUGUUUCUCACCAUCCUCUCUCUCCAAGCCCGAUAAAGCUGAUGUUUCUCAGCCCGGUGAGUCUCUGAUGGUGAAUCCGCCAUCCAGGUGCCUGAACUCCUUGGCUGUUAAGCAGGAGGUGGAGGAGGUACCCCCGCAGUGGAAGAACCCAGAGGUGGGAAUAGACAUGGAGCCCAGUCGCGGCGGCUUCAGGAGGGCGAGGGUGGAAGUUCAGGGCGGGGAUCUCGCCGACAGGCCUCCUCACGCCGAGGAGCAGGUGGCUUUGGCCGUGUCCAGAGUAAAAACGCACAUCUUUCCCUCGCAAGCCGUUCCGCAGCUCAGAGCGCCCGCCCGAAAAAACGCCAAGGUCCUCGGGUACCCGAGCGCGACGGCUUCGCACCCAGGCGCCGCCGACACGCCCCCCAGGGUGUCCUCCGCGUACAAGAGCCCCUCGCUGCCGAAACCAGCUCAGACUCACCAGCACCCGCCGAGAAUCUACGCGGCCGAGAGGCGGAUCGGCGCCCUGCACCCUCAGAUGAUGGGUUUUAAGACGCCUCUGGGGCAUCACAUAGCGAAAACGUCCCACAGCUGCGGUCAGUGCGGGAAAGGUUUCUCUCACCUCUGUCAUCUCAGGGCCCAUCAGCAGACACACACGGGGGAGAGACCAUUCUGCUGCUCCCUGUGCGGUCGAAGCUUCACCAAACUGAGCAACCUCAAAGCGCACCGGAGGGUCCACACCGGAGAGAGACCAUACAUAUGCACGGACUGUGGGAAGAGGUUCACUCAAAAAUGUAACCUGAAAAGACAUCAGAGAAUUCACUCUGCUCCUCUUUGA
Chanos chanos (milkfish) is the source of this 1527-nucleotide messenger RNA. Its product is annotated as zinc finger protein GLI4. The coding region runs from base 1 to 1527 and encodes 508 amino acids. The transcript is spliced from 3 exons. The record is from RefSeq and is a predicted model, not a curated record. Lineage: Eukaryota; Metazoa; Chordata; Actinopteri; Gonorynchiformes; Chanidae. Gene Ontology annotation, cellular component: transcription regulator complex; PcG protein complex; chromatin. Gene Ontology annotation, biological process: regulation of transcription by RNA polymerase II. Gene Ontology annotation, molecular function: DNA-binding transcription factor activity, RNA polymerase II-specific; RNA polymerase II cis-regulatory region sequence-specific DNA binding.